AUGAAAAGUGCUUUUAAGUCUGAGUUUCCUUUUGAGAAGAGAAAAGCGGAAUCGGAAAGGAUAGUACAAAAGUUCCAUAACCGUAUUCCGGUAAUUUGUGAAAGGGGCGGCAAAUCAGACAUUCCAGAUAUUGACAAACGCAAAUAUUUGGUGCCAGGCGACUUGACAGUAGGUCAGUUUGUCUACGUGAUUAGGAAGAGAAUCAAGCUUCCUGCUGAAAAGGCCAUUUUCAUUUUUGUGAAUGACACUUUACCACCUACUGCAGCUUUAAUGUCUUCAAUCUACCAACAUCAUAAGGACAAAGAUGGGUUCUUAUAUGUGUCGUAUUCCAGUGAAAACACUUUUGGUGGCGCAGGUCCGUUGCUUGAGAAAUAA
This is a messenger RNA of Kluyveromyces marxianus DMKU3-1042, 375 nucleotides long. It is a transcript of the gene ATG8, whose product is annotated as ubiquitin-like protein ATG8. The record is from RefSeq and is a predicted model, not a curated record. NCBI's taxonomy places the organism in Eukaryota, Fungi, Ascomycota, Saccharomycetes, Saccharomycetales, Saccharomycetaceae. Bases 1 to 375 code for a protein of 124 amino acids. The transcript has a single exon. Gene Ontology annotation, cellular component: fungal-type vacuole membrane; autophagosome; cytosol. Gene Ontology annotation, biological process: macroautophagy; cellular response to nitrogen starvation. Gene Ontology annotation, molecular function: phosphatidylethanolamine binding.